GUUGACGCAGCAACUAAGCAGCUACAAACAAUACCUCCAGCGUCCCACUACAGCAGUACUACAACAACAGCAGUCUACGACUAUCAUCGCACCUUGCGUCCUUCGUACCGCAGGAGGAGCACCAACGGCCAGGCAACAACAAGAGCACGGGGCCCAGCACGCUCCAGGCAACCACAGCCUGAAGCCCUCAUCUUGGUGGCGAAGAUUUCGGUCCGCCACCGCUGCGGUCAGGCGACGAUCCUGCAGCGGAAGAAGCACCCAAUAGAGCGAGAGAGAUUGUCAUGGAUCCAACCCUACCGAGGCUGCUACCUGCGGCAGCGCCGCCCGCGCCGGAUCACAGCGCAGCACAGCAGUCGACGCGGAACGGGCUGUCGAAAGGCUCAGGGAUCACGAGCCAGCAUAUACGGUGGGUGACGGAGCUGAGAUCGGCGAGGGGGCGGUGGUCGAGCGAGGUGCAAGGCCCAUGGACGCACACGGAGGACGCCUACUUCGAGUUCGUCUAUGAGCUGUUUCGCGAGGGAUUGCUCGAGGGCAUCGAGGUCGGCCUGCCCCUCCGCUUCUUCAUGUCGGAGCUUCUUGGGUGCGAGGUGAAGCGCGUGGACCAGAGACUCCUGGCCACGAGGCGGUCGCCGGAGCUCGGCUGCCCGAAAUACUCCACGCGCCGGCUGACCGACUUCGAGCAGCAGUCCCUCACCGCGAAGCUCAUCAAGUUGGAGCAGGCCUUCCUUGCUAGGGAGCGCAACCCCCUCAACGAGCGCGUAGUCUUCGAGGCGUCGGCGGAGGCCCGGCGAAGGGGCUCGGCGCGAGCGUCGGAUGCACGGGCCCCUCCCGGGACCGCCGCGCGGGCAGCGUACGUGGAUCCACGGACCCCCUUGUCGGCGUCGCUACCGGCGGCGUCGGGGAGCGGCGCGGCGCCGCCGGGAGGCGGAGCCGCCGCCGGAGCCGCAACAACCCAACCCAAUGGCCGAGCCGCCAGCGGGGGAGCUGGCGACGCGAACGAAAGCAACGGGGUACCCGCGCAUCCCUCGGCGGUGCCCCCAGCGGCAUCGGCACCCUCGGCGGCGGUGGGAGGUAGCACCUCCUCCUCCUCCUCCGCCUCCGAUCCCAACCAUCCGGGGAGGCGUCGUCCGCCGACCCCUGCUAGCGGCUCGCAGCCUGGCGCCCAAGAGAGCGCGUCAGCCCCUCCGGUCCCGAGAGGCCUUCUCGCGGAGGCGCUUGCGGGACCCGGUCCGGCCACCCCUGCCCCCGCCCCCGCCCCCGAUCCGCUUGCUGGUUCGGUGGGGCGCGAGCUCGGGCAGAGGCUUCUGGGAGUGGCGAGAAACGCGGCGAGCGGUUCGUGGGCGGAGGAGCCGGCUAGGCAGAAGCAGAAGACUACCGCGACUACCGUGCCGAGCUCUCAGAUGUACUCUUCGUCUUCGAAUUGCGCGGCGGCGGCGGCGGCCGCGGCUUCGGCGUCCGUUACGGGUACGGCUUCUUUCGUGGCGGCGGCGGAGAGCAGACCCAACGUACCCAUGUCUUGGGACGGGGAGGUGCAGGAGACUCCCGAAGACCUGGCGGCGAUGGAGUACCUCAAGUGGGAGUUGCACGGCAAGUUCAUGGCCUUCCCGGGAGAGCAUUAUCACAACCUCUUGGCUAACCUAGCGUCGGAAAUCUACCACAAUCGGUACCCUGUGGAGCACGGGAUCGACAUACUCCAUGGGGUCAUGCGAGACGCCGGGCCUGAAGCUUUGCAGAAGUGUGCCGCCACGCUCAAGAGAAUGAACCUCCCGUCGAAGAUGACCAUCUAAACGCCGGGAUGGAAAAUAAGAUAGAGAAGCUUGUUCGGAGGCGAAAAAAAUGUUCAUCAUGGAAACAAAAAUACUGGCAAUAGGAAGAAAUUAGGCAGGUUUUUCUUGAAAAGACCGCCUACCGAGUAGAAGACGGUGCACGCGAGUGUUUUCUGUUUUGCGGGUGAGUGUGAGUGUCGAACGAUUGGCCAAUGAGGAUCGACUCUCCUGUGCGAUGGGCAAGGCACGGCGGACAGGGAAAUUUGUCGGUCAAGGUGCUCAAUUGGGGGUGAAAGUCGAGAAGAGGGUGAGUUGGGAACCCUGUUCAGCCGUUCACCAAUCUGGAAGUUCUCACUUGGUACUGCUGCAUCGAUCGGUACACCCAAGUUGUUCUGGUGCAAGGCGGCGAUUUCUGUGCUGCUGGCUCUUCUGACCUUGUCUCGUAGACCCUGCAAAUCGGUGAAUGUGGUGCUGGUUCUUCUGACGUAGACCCUUGAGUCCGGCUGAAGAUUUCAUGUCCCGCUGUUGGUAGUGGUGUUGACGCUAGGGAAGCGCCUUGAAGUUUGCUUAGUGCGGAAGGAGGCGUGUCAUGUUCCAAUUCUCUCAGAACUUUCGUGACCACUUGUUAACGUGGGGGGGGGGGUCAGUUUCGUCCGCUUCUUGGAGGUCGUGUACGGAUGGAAGGGUUGGCCUGUUUCUGAGGGUGCGCUGCACGAUUUGCGUUUAUGUUGCCCCGAGCUUAAACCAAGGGGAAUUGCGCGACAGGUGCUCGGGUGGAGUUGUUGUUUCGGCGUGAAGGGAGGCCACGUGGUGUGCGAUUAGACCAUUUGUUGGAAGGAGGGAGGUGUUGACCUGUAUGUACACUGCUACUGUUGUGGAACCGUGAGAAAUAUUUUCAACGAAAGCCGUCGGCGACGUGUGCUUGCUCUUUGCCUUGUUGUGCUGGAUGCAGCCGUUAGUCCUGCACCAUGUGUUUGUUUUUCGAAAACGAAACGGUGACGACGCCAAUCGAGAUGAAGACCACAAGUACGGGGCGUGAACGGAGGUGUUCAGCAAUAACGGAGGAAGCUACACCACGCACCCUUGCAGGAAGCACCGACUCUCGGCGUUGCUGUCAUCUUGACGGACCAAAGGGUAUCAGAAAGCGCUUUCCACUAGCUAAGCGAAGAGAGACCCAACCCUUGCUCCGUUUUUGAAGGUGUCUCACCAAUUCGUGGAUCGCAGUAUAAAGUCUGGGGCUUUGCUUCAGAGCAAGGAAACGGGACCUGCUGGCCCACAUCCACUCGCUUCACUCAACUGUCUGCCUGCCGCGUGCGCGUGCUGCGCUUGCGUACGAAACAACAAGAGCGCGUCAAUAAGGCUUCACUGCCGAAACGACUGCUGUAGCAGACACAUUCCGUUCAAUCCCGUCACGGGAGAGGGGAGUCCUUGGGUGUCCUGCGCCCAUUCGUCUUGUGCAUAGAAGAAACAACAGGGCGGGUAGCGCUGGCUAGAAGCUGAAACGCGCCUUGAAUGUCUUCGUUCCACCAUCUAGAAGAAAUUAAGAGAGUUGAAAUAUGAACGUAUGUCCUCGAGGUUCUACUUCAGUUGAAGAGAUUUGGAAGUUCGCGUUCUCUCUUGGUCCCUGUACUGAAGUCUACCGGUACUCGAUACCAAGACAGCCACGUUCGACUCAAAACCGAAACAAUGCCCCCGCCCCCCGUUGACCCUUCAACCCCGUCACGGGAACGUGCACGAUUGACCCAGACGAUCAAGUCUGCUCCUACCAACAGCUACAAAUCUUCGACCAAAGAUACAUACGACUUGGAAGUUAUUUGAUGGGCCAGACGAUGCCAAGCUCGACGGCCCCAGAGGUUGGCCUCGGAAAAGAUUUCUGCGCCUCGUUCACAUCGCUCCAACUCCUACCCUACCCUACUACUGUGCACCACUGUAGACAAGUUAUUAUUCCGGAAUUUGUAAGCAUACUUCCUUAGUUCCCUCCACAGUUCCCCUCACCAUUCAGGCGGACAUGGACAUGCUAAUCGUUUGAGCAUGUACCGAAGAACACUCUGGCAUACGGUUGCCAUUCGUUCAACUCCCUCACGCAACCUCAACACGCCAACAAGAGAUGUUCCAUCUGGUGAUCCGUCCACCCUUCUCAGCUUCGGCAACACUUCCAAGCCAACUGACACUCCUGACGCGGAUAUUUUUUCGGUUCCCGAGCCAGGCGAUAUGUAGGCCACUACUGUAAAUACUGCCCCCCCCCCUAAUGUGCCGUCCUCUCGAGGACGCGU
Molecule: messenger RNA, 4039 nt
Organism: Ectocarpus sp. CCAP 1310/34
Lineage: Eukaryota; Phaeophyceae; Ectocarpales; Ectocarpaceae
Source: the annotation of a GenBank genome assembly